CAACUUUUCUACUAGACGUUCUAUGAGAAACCGUAAAUGUCCAGCUAAAUUUGAUAACAGUGACAAUGAAAGUGGUGAUGCCUCUGACAGCAAUUUGGAAAAAGUCAGUUCUGACAAGGAAACAUCUGAUAGAAGUGAAUUUGAAGACAGUGAAAGUGAAUGCAAUGCUGAUGGGGAGGGGCAAGAAGAGGAAAUGUCAGGUGAAGAUUCAGAGUCUGAAGAACAAAGUGAAAAAGAGCAGAAUGAUACUGAAGAGGUUUCUGAGGCAGUUGAUUCAGUGGGAAAUGUUCCUGAAGGCUUAGCUCCAGUCAUCAUUCAUAGCAGUAGCAAAAAACUACUGCAGUGUCCCAAGUGUGACAAAAAAUUUGAUCGAAUAGAGAGUGAAGAUCAGAAUUUCUGAAUGGUCUCACAGAUCCAGUAUGCUGCUAAUUUUUCUACAUGUAUUAAGUUGUUAUGUCUGUGGUGAUAAAACAGUUUCAAUAAAUGGAGUGCAUUAUUGGAAAAUUCUACAAAUAGUAAAUUUAUUUCUUACUGCUGUGGAUUCUAGUUGUUAGCAUGGUAUGUAAAAGCAGCCUUGAAAAAUGAGGAAAAUACAGCAAGAUGUUAAACAGUAAAUUGCAUGAAGUCUGAGACCUGUACUGUAUUUUCUGCCAAAUUAAUUUUAAGUAACAAAGCUGUCAUUACUGCUGUAGUAAAACAGCACCAUUG
Messenger RNA from Athene cunicularia (burrowing owl), 708 nucleotides. RefSeq names its product zinc finger and BTB domain-containing protein 41-like. The coding region runs from base 23 to 400 and encodes 125 amino acids. The transcript has 2 exons. NCBI's taxonomy places the organism in Eukaryota, Metazoa, Chordata, Aves, Strigiformes, Strigidae. The record is from RefSeq and is a predicted model, not a curated record.